CAGUUAGAAAACAAACAAUAUAAAGGUUGGGCGUUCUAUAAAACCGUCAUGAGAAUGAAUUAUUUCUCAUAUUCGAAUGAUGUUUCAAUACGCUCUCUAUGUGCUCUGGAUCUUAUUGUUGAAUUGCUAUGCUCAUCGGAGUUAUUCUCAAUUGUCGGAGACAUCCCAGUCAAAAAGAACAACUAUUGAAAAACAUGCACCGGUUACUAUCAGAAAUGAGAAUUUGGGUGAUUUAAGAUUAUCAGUUACAACGGAUGGGCAAGAAAAUCGAUUCAAAAAGUCCAGUGACGUUAUCGCGAGUGCACCACGUGACAGUGAUGAUACUUCUUAUUCGUUACGUGCGAAAAAUAAAGGAGUCACUUCGCAUCAGAAAAAAUUAUCAACACGUAAUGAUAAACCAGUAUCAUUGAAUAAUACAAAAAAUGGAACUAAGGGACAUCAUAAAAAUUCCUCAGCAACUGAUCAUCAGCGAAUUAAGCAUCUAAAUAAAUUGAAUUCCAAAGAGAAAGUAUUACUUUAUAAAGAUCUCAAAGUCAAAUAUAAAAAAACGCCUAAUAGAUACAAUAAUGUAACUGCAAAUGAGACAAUCAAUAAGAGUACCAAUGACCAGAAUCUUUCCAUGAACAUGACGAUCGAAAACAAAAAGAUUCCUACUCCGUAUCCUGAUCCCUUGAAUGCGAAGUCGCCAUUAUCACGAUCAGUGUCUAAUGAUGAUGUUGAUGGAUCUGGUGAUUUUUCAGAUAACGUUUCUGAAAUGUCAUUCAGAUUGAUGCCACCUCCUUCAUAUGGUAAAUUUCGAAGCAAAACAAGUGAUGAUCCAUUUCGUGCAUAUCAUCCUAGCAGUCCAGAAAAUCAUCGAUCAUCGGGUCUACCUGGAUAUAGACCGGGACAUAGACCAGGAUAUAGACCAGGAUAUAAACCGGGAUAUAGACCAGGAUAUAGACCAGGAUAUAGACCAGGAUAUAGACCAGGAUAUAGACCAGGAUAUAAACCGGGAUAUAAACCGGGAUAUAGACCAGGAUAUAAACCAGCAUAUCAAACACUAUAUCGACCUGCCAACUGGGGCUCAUAUAUGCGACCAAAUUUUCAAGGACAUCAACAAACACUUCAACUACCUGCGCAACAACCAGGAGUUCUUGACCCUAUUACUGUUUCUUGUACUCAGUGUACCCCAAUGGGUCAAGUGAGCCCUUUUCGUUGGUUUUUCGACUUUCCACUUAUGGUUUUAUUUUAGCCAGACGUAAACGUGCUGCAUUGAGUGUACCUUUUAAUGUGAACUGAAAUCUAUGAAUAAUUAUUCUCAAGCCGUACUGUACCCUCUAUCAUUCACGUGAACGAUUGUAAUUAAAGUUUUAAAUAAUA
This is a messenger RNA of Cephus cinctus (wheat stem sawfly), 1362 nucleotides long. RefSeq lists its product as uncharacterized. The record is from RefSeq and is a predicted model, not a curated record. Bases 77 to 1234 code for a protein of 385 amino acids. NCBI's taxonomy places the organism in Eukaryota, Metazoa, Arthropoda, Insecta, Hymenoptera, Cephidae. The transcript has 2 exons.